Aspergillus heteromorphus CBS 117.55 is the source of this 213-nucleotide messenger RNA. RefSeq lists its product as uncharacterized. The transcript has 4 exons. NCBI's taxonomy places the organism in Eukaryota, Fungi, Ascomycota, Eurotiomycetes, Eurotiales, Aspergillaceae. Gene Ontology annotation, molecular function: endopeptidase inhibitor activity. The coding region runs from base 1 to 213 and encodes 70 amino acids. The record is from RefSeq and is a predicted model, not a curated record. Gene Ontology annotation, biological process: vacuole fusion, non-autophagic.
AUGCCUUUCUACAACGUUACCCUCAAGAAGGACUCCCCCCCCGAGGAGCUCCAGAAGGCCAAGGACAAGGCCGUCGAGCAGGGCGGUUCCAUCAAGCACGAAUACACCCUGAUCAAGGGCUUCACUGUUGAAUACCCCGCCGACCACGUCUCCGUCCUGGAGUCCUCCGACCACAUCCACGUCGAGCAGGACGGCGAGGUCUCGAUCCAGUAG